CAUCUCAUUUCCGUUGUCUCUGCGACACCUGAGUAUAUUAUUUACGCUCCAGUACUGUGUUGCGGGCUUUCUAGGACAAUAAUCAUGGCUGAUGCGGACGCUCCCCUUGUCGAAAAAAAGCACAGAAAAUCCGUUGCGUUCAGCGAGGGAACAACAAUCAUGGAUGCGAACGGAGCAAUCUCUGAGGCUAGCCAUUCCGAUGACAAAACUACUGCUGAAAGGCAUACUGCUACCUCGCCCGACAAGGAAGUGGACGAAGUAACCGAGCUUUUCAAGGGUCUUUCGAAAAAGAAAAAGACAAAGAAGACGAAAGAUGCAGAUGCCGAAGCUAACGCGGACGGCGAGUUUGACCCCUCGAUGAUGAAGAAGAAAAAGAAGAGCAGCAAAAAGGCAGCCGACGGUGACUUCGAAGCCAAACUCGCGGAGGCAGGGCUGGCCAGUGAAGAAACCGCGCCAGAGGAGAAACCGUCGACCGAGGAGAUCGUCAGCGACAUCGAAAACGGCAGAGGUAUCUGGGCCCACAACGCUACACAGUCUAUUCCAUAUAACCUGCUCGUCACUCGAUUCUUCACGUUGAUUCACAGCCAUCACCCCGAUAUCCUCUCAAGCGGUUCCAAGUCCUACAAAAUCCCUCCACCGCAGUGUCUGCGUGAAGGUAACCGGAGAACUAUCUUUGCCAAUAUCACCGAUAUCUGCAAGCGAAUGAAGCGGUCGGAGGAUCACGUUAUGCAAUUCCUGUUCGCGGAGUUGGUCACGAGUGGUAGUGUGGACGGAAGCAGGAGAUUGGUUAUCAAGGGUCGAUUCCAGCAGAAACAAAUUGAAAACGUUCUGCGAAGAUACAUCGUCGAAUACGUCACUUGCAAAACGUGUCGCAGUCCAGACACGGAGCUCAACAAGGGAGAGAACCGUCUUUAUUUCGUUACAUGCAAUUCCUGCGGUAGUAGACGCUCAGUCACUGCGAUCAAAACUGGCUUCCGCGGCCAGGUUGGAAGACGGAAGAAGCAACAGGGCUAAAAAUGCAUACUUCGUUCGGCGUCCAGAUUCAUGGUUCACUAUGACCUGUUCUUUUUGUUAUAAAUCCUAUGCAAUGCGCUCUCAUGAUUUGACCGAGUUUAUUUUCAUCCACCCCGAUAUUACUUCGUUUAACGAUUUUCUGUUGUCUGUCCCUUGUUCGUUUCUUGAUGGGGAAGAAAAGAACAUGCCUCUCCGUGUCCUUUUUCAACCUUCUUCGUUUCAUAAUUUUACCUCGCAAAAGCAACAGUCCCAUGAAUUGCCGUCGUGAUCACCAAAAUGCUUUUUGGCAACUCACUUUCAAUUAAUUUCCUCCCUAUUCUCUUCGUUUCUCGCAACUCAAGCUUUAUGUUUUCUCCCUCCAUAAUGAACAUGUAUGUGUCUUUAGAAAUUGGGCUACGUUAGAAAGGGAACACAAAUAUGGUAAGGGAGAUGAAGGUAUAUUUGGGCGAAAAUUGACAGAAAGAAAAUGGAUUUAGACUGAGCAAAAUUCGAAUGAAAAUACGACUGAUAUACUUC
Molecule: messenger RNA, 1530 nt
Organism: Histoplasma capsulatum G186AR
Lineage: Eukaryota; Fungi; Ascomycota; Eurotiomycetes; Onygenales; Ajellomycetaceae
Product: eukaryotic translation initiation factor 2 beta subunit
Exons: 4
Coding region: 85-1014 (309 amino acids)
Biological process (GO): translational initiation; formation of cytoplasmic translation initiation complex; formation of translation preinitiation complex
Cellular component (GO): eukaryotic translation initiation factor 2 complex
Molecular function (GO): translation initiation factor binding; mRNA binding; translation initiation factor activity
Source: RefSeq, a predicted model, not a curated record